GUAGUAUUGUAAGCCUGACAUCAGGUUGGAGGUGCUAUGUGGCCCACACCCAAGAACAUGCUGUGAGCAAGUCAAGAGUGCGUGUAGAGCGGUGUGUUCCAAUGGGAUGCUGUCACAGCUGAGAUCAUUUUCAUGCAUGAACCUUAUGAAUGAGGGAAGAUAAGUUACAAUUUUAAAAAGUACCUAGGAAUUCUGACCACCUAGAAUACCAUGGUAAGCCAUGAGACCCCUCCAGAUUGAAUCAGGAAUGUAUGGUGCUGAGUCUUCUAACUGCCCCAGGCAAGGGUCUCCUAGCAUUAUUCCUUCCACCUGUCUGGUCCCAAAAACUGACCUUUGUAAGGAUUUUUUCUUAACCAUUUUCAUUAUGUGGAGAAAGUGUUUUUCCUAGUACUUUUCAUAUUGUGUGCUUGGUUAUGUGUCCUCUUUGAAAUAGUGUACAAGACAUGAGAUCCUGAAGAGUUUGGGGUAUUUGUACCCUUCAGAGUAUGAUGCUCCAGAAACCCUCUGCGGCAGGAGCUCCUGUGCCUGGCUGGCUCCUCCAGUGAGAUCCCGGACCCAAUACUGCCCCUCCUCUGACUCAGGGCUAGGGAUGUAGCCCAGGGCGCCCACCCAGGGCCACCUCUCUCCUCCCUGCUCUCUCUAGACCUUGGAAGGUUCCACUGCGAGAUCACAGGGCUGCUGGGGGCCCAAUGACCAGGUGGUGACCAGACUCAAGGCCUGCGGACCCAGCCCAGUGCAGGUUGCUGGGAGGAACCCUUGAGCACGCCCAAGAAUCAAGGGAGCAGGAAGGAGCUCUGAGGCUCAGUACCACAGUGGAAUUCUGCUCUCAUUGGCCUGUAAGAAUUGUGAAGCUUCACCAUGUAGCAGGGACUCCAGCGCUCCCUUGCAGAAAAACAAUGGAAAGAGAGCAAGGGCCAGAAGAAAGGUGCAGAAGUGAACCAGAGAGCAGCGUGAGGAGGCAUCAUCACAUCCGCAUGGUGGCCUGAAGCUUCCAUGCCACGGCAGGAGGAGGAACUCGCAGUCAUCCAGAGGAGAAGCCAAAGAUGUUGACUAGAAAGAUCAAACUCUGGGACAUAAAUGCCCACAUCACCUGCCGCCUGUGCAGUGGGUACCUCAUUGAUGCCACGACAGUGACAGAGUGCCUGCAUACAUUCUGCAGGAGCUGCCUGGUGAAGUACCUGGAGGAGAACAACACCUGCCCCACCUGCAGGAUCGUGAUCCACCAGAGUCACCCGCUGCAGUACAUCGGUCAUGACAGAACCAUGCAGGACAUUGUUUACAAGUUGGUGCCAGGCCUCCAGGAAGCCGAAAUGAGGAAACAGAGGGAGUUCUAUCACAAGUUGGGCAUGGAGGUGCCAGGCGACAUCAAGGGGGAGGCGUGCUCUGCAAAACAGCACUUGGAUCCCCGGAAUGGUGAAACCAAAGCAGAUGACAGUUCAAACAAAGAGACAGCAGAAGAGAAACAGGAGGAAGACAAUGACUACCACAGGAGUGAUGAGCAGGUGAGCAUCUGCCUGGAGUGCAACAGCAGCAAACUGCGGGGUCUGAAACGGAAGUGGAUCCGCUGCUCAGCCCAGGCCACUGUGCUGCACCUGAAGAAGUUCAUCGCCAAGAAGCUCAACCUUUCCUCUUUCAAUGAGCUGGACAUCUUAUGCAAUGAGGAGAUCUUGGGCAAGGACCACACCCUCAAGUUCGUGGUGGUCACACGGUGGAGAUUCAAGAAGGCCCCGCUCCUGCUGCACUACAGACCCAAGAUGGACUUGCUGUGAGCCUACAUGGCAGACUCGCACCUGCACCUGGCUGCACUCGGCCAUCCACGGUGACUACGCCGUAGAAUGUUGCAUCUGGGUGCCGUGCGGACCAGAUUUCUGAAUAGAGAAUAUUUAUAACUUUUGUAUAAAAGAAUCCACACCCAACAAGACACUACCAGCACACGUUUACAGAGGAUGAAAACACUUCGCAGUUUCAUGGAGCCGAACGUGCCCUUCUCUGCCUCUGGCCCAGAGGCAGAGUGAUGAGCGCCCGUGACAGGCGUCCGCGCCACCCUCCGGCACAGAUGGCCCUCGCUUGCUUUCCAGGUCUUAAGAAUCAGAGUUCAUUUCAAUUUAGUUCCUGGAUUAGGUUUCAUGAUAAGCCUCAAAACACUUCUACUUUUAUUGAGUCCUUCCUAAGUUAUUGAAACUUGGUAAAUGAUAUUUAUGUUGCCUUUACCUUCCCGAAGGCAUAGAAGAUAUAUAAAAAAAAAACUUAAUUUAAAA
Molecule: messenger RNA, 2258 nt
Organism: Fukomys damarensis (Damara mole-rat)
Lineage: Eukaryota; Metazoa; Chordata; Mammalia; Rodentia; Bathyergidae
Gene: Pcgf3
Product: polycomb group ring finger 3
Exons: 12
Coding region: 1044-1769 (241 amino acids)
Biological process (GO): regulation of transcription by RNA polymerase II
Cellular component (GO): PRC1 complex
Source: RefSeq, a predicted model, not a curated record